AUGGUGCGGGCGGCGAUCGAGUCGCAUACAGUGGCGCUCUACGCACUAGCGGUGAUCCAGUUCAACGGCAGCGAGGGCUCGAUGCAUGACAAGGACCUCCAUGCAGGCAUUUCCAUGUGCACUCAUGGGGCGAUGCUCCGCCAUUCGCGAGCUCGGCCACUGCGUCAAGGACGGCUAUGGCGUGCCCAAGAACGUGGUCGAGGGGCGGCGCCUCCUGGUCCAGGCCAACGUGCGGGAGCUCGCGCCGCCUUCGGCCAUACCACCAAGGCGGCGUGGCAGGCCCACCGCCACCUCCACGGCAUCUCACGAGGGGGAGGCUGUUGCUCCAUGCUCAACAAAUAUGGCUGCAACGUGCUGGCCCCAGAGGCCCACCCGACGAACCCGUUCAUGGUGGAGUGGUUCGCUAUGAGGGGCGGCCCCUCCAGAGAUGGGUUGAGGAUGUGCUCCUACGGCAGCUGCGGACGGUCAGAGACGUGGCGGCACGAGUUCCGGUGGUGCUCGGUUUGCGGCAUAGAAACUAGCAGUGGCAUUCGAUGCUGA
Elaeis guineensis (African oil palm) is the source of this 540-nucleotide messenger RNA. The record is from RefSeq and is a predicted model, not a curated record. NCBI's taxonomy places the organism in Eukaryota, Viridiplantae, Streptophyta, Magnoliopsida, Arecales, Arecaceae.